Molecule: messenger RNA, 816 nt
Organism: Pseudocercospora fijiensis CIRAD86
Lineage: Eukaryota; Fungi; Ascomycota; Dothideomycetes; Mycosphaerellales; Mycosphaerellaceae
Exons: 4
Coding region: 1-816 (271 amino acids)
Source: RefSeq, a predicted model, not a curated record
AUGCCCGGAACGGUUUGCUACAACCAGCACACCGUGGAUGCAACCAACGUCGGCUUUUCCGACAUCAAAUGCGACCGAUGCAAGAUCGUCAAGAAGGUCACGGCUUUCGCUAAGAACCGCCUCCCUCAGCUCCAAGAUGCCGCAAAGCGCCCUGGGUUCAACUCGACCAAGACCGCAGUCAUCACAUGCAUGGAAUGCACCCCGCGCUCGCGCACCGAAUUGACUUGCUAUAUGUGCGACAAGACGAAGAGUCUCGACAAGUUUCCCAACACCCAGCGUCGCACCCCUGACGAGGCGAUGUGCUGGACAUGCAAGAACGAGCGCGCCAACUUCGAGCCUGGCGCCGCGGAUUCUGACAUGUCCUCCGGCGGCAACAGCGACACUGACGACGACAGCGGCGAAGAAUACACUUUGGAGAAUGUCAUUGACAAGACGGCCUCAGUGUCUCUCAGCAACGGCACAGCGGCCACGUACUCGUCUCGCAGCACCGGGGGCGUCCAGGUCAAUGGCAGCAGCAUCGCCAACACCAGCACCCGCGCUUCGAGCACCAUUGGCACCAGCGUCACCGCAUCUACUUCUCUUACUCCUCCAGCCGUCUUCGACCGCAACGGAUAUGGCAACCCGGGUGCUAAGAAGGGCCCUGCUUCUGUAGCGAGCUCCGGCGCUGGGGCUGCUGACCCGAAGAAGUUUGCCAAGGUGAAGGCAAGCAAGAAUCGCAGCCGUAUCUUCUACGAUUUCGCAGACGACGAGCGUCAGCAGAAGGCUGUGGGCAACGAGGAAGAGGAUCUCGAGGCCGCUAGCUCUGACGAGGACUAA